CAACUUAACAUGUUUUCACUGAAGAAAAUCAACGACAAACUUUGUGAACACCAAUUAGAUUCAAGCGAUUGUGACAUUAUAUCAAUUAAAAAUGAGUUAGACAGUAAGAUAUCUCCCAAGCGUAAUGUGGCUGAUUCAAAUUGGUAUCGUGAAUCGCGAAAGAACGCAAAAAAUCCUUUAAUUAGCCAGUAUAUACCACUGAGUAUGAAUUCGAAUAAUGCAGUUUCAAAUGAAAAGAGUGAUAAGAACGCCAACCGAUUUAUUUGUAAAGAGAAAGUAAAAUUAGCUGAAAAGUUGAAAGUAGUAACUACAAUGAAUCAAAAAGCAGUAAGCUCUGAAACAGUUAACAAUAGGGAGGUAAGAGAACAACCUACAGAAGAAGAAACCUGGCGUGGAGCAAGACGAAUGAACGAUGCAUCUCAAAAUGGAUCAAAUACUUGUCAAAAUCGAACUCAUGUAAAGGGAUAUAAAGGAAGUGGAAAAGAUAAACAAGAUUAUUCCCUCAAAAAUAAAUAUUCUGAGUCAAUAAAACUAGAUGAACAACAAAUAAAAGCAGCUUUAUAUGAAUUGCAAAGACCAUCAUACCUACUAAUCCCAUUGUAUUAUUUAUGUCAGUUAUGUUGGAAUUUUUGUCGUAGAUAUCCUAUUCGAAUUACAUUAUGCCACAAACAGAAAUGGAGACCAUUACAGAACAUAGAAAAGAUAUGUGUAAAAAAUACUUUAGGUUUGAUUUUUGGAUUAAGCCUAGGAUUCAUAACAUAUUUCUUAUUUAUGAUCACAUUUUCAGGAAAUCCACAUUUAUCCACAUUAUUAAGCGCUUAUAUCAUGUUGAUAAGUGUAUAUGGUUUAGCAUUCUCUGGAAAUUUUCAAUGUAUCACAUUAUUAACAUUUCCAUAUAUAAUUGCUACACGUCUACGUUGGGCAAUUUUAAUCUAUGCAACUGGUAUGUCAUUCAAUGGACCUGGUUUAAAUUUUCUACAUAAUUCAGGUAAUUUUCGCAAUUCCAUUGUUUGUAUCAUAGCACAAGUGAAUACAAAUAUGAUGGUAUUGAAAAAGUUAACUCAAUCACCAUUCAUUGUAUUGAAAGAUCAAUUAGAAAAUAUGAUUGAUGGUAUUAACAAUAUUCUAAAUACCUUAAGAAACUUAUUAUUUAAAAUUAAUUUCUCCAUUAUACAAUUAACUAAUGUAAUGGAAAGUCAAGCUAGUUGGAUACAUUCAUUAAUUAUAGCAUGUGAAGAUAAAGUUUCUUUAAUGAAUCAAUGUUUAGCUUUUUUUAAUAAUAUUUACUUUAGUUGUGUGAAUAGUUUUAAAAUUUUAAGUAGUCUAUGUCGUUUUAUCAGAUUUUUUGCUAAAGAUACUUGUGUUUCAUCAGAAAAAUUUACAGAUUUAUGCCGAAAACAAAGUGCCGUACUUGAAGAGACACUGAAUAUUACAACAACAACAGAAUUAACUAAACAACUUCAUGAAAUAAUCCAUUUGAUUGGGAGCAAAAAUUUAACACUUUAUGGUAAUUUAAGUAAUAUAGAAGUUAUUUUCAAUGAUGAUCAUUAUAUAUCAAAUAAACUUCAACAAAGAAUGGAUCAUUUUGUACAAGCUAUUGAUGUUGUGAAAUUGAUUUUAGCUUGGAUUUUAGUAGUAUGGACAUUAUUCACCAUGUUGAUAUUAGUUAUACAAGCAAUUAUAUUUAAAAAAUGUUGGCUGUCAAAGGACUCAUAUGAUAAUGUAUAUAUAACUGAUGAAUUUAUUAAACAAGAAAUACAAGCCUUCAAACGAGGUUUGGUUCCCACAGUUCCAUUAAUCCGUAAAGAAAAGAAAUUAUACAAGAAGUUAUCAAGUUUCAGCUGGACUAUAUCAGAAAAACAAUCUGCAGUUUUUAAUUCUUUAAUGCUUUUAACAUGGAGUACUUCAAUUAUUCUAGUUAUGAUAACUGAUUAUGUGUAUAUUAUGCGUUUACGACAUGUCAUCAUGAUAUGGUACUAUCCAAAGACAGCAGCUAGACGUGCAGCCUGGCUUCGUAUACAUAUAAGAAAUAACCGUGGCUUAUAUAAUCGUAUUAUACACAAAAUUAAAACAAUAGAUAUCGCUUCAAAUCACCGAUCACAAAAUUUGUCACGAUUUGGAAGAUAUUUAUGCCGUAAUCCACGUGUAGCAUAUUUUCUUAAGUUAUUCGGAGUUCAACGCAUUAUUUGUACAUUUUGUGGUAGUGAUGGGAAUCCAUCAAAAAAAGUUGAAUUUAAACAGAAUUUCACACGUUGUGAAGAAUGUGAUGCUUAUUUUUGUCGUUCAUGUCAAAUAGCCUUGAAUCAUAUAUGUUUAUUAUGUCGUACACCAAUGUUUUCUAUGUCUGUUGAAGUAGAUUUUGAACAUUAUUCAACAGAUGAAGAAAAAGAGUAUAUCAAUGCACGCUAUUUACAAAUAAAUAAGCAUAGUUCAGUCAUAUCUUCUGAUAAACUUACCGACAUAUAAUGUUUGUACAAAUGGUCUGAAUAUUCAAAAUUUCAGUACUCGAAAAAUUAUUUAUUUCAACAAUAUGACAACAAUCUGUUAUAAUAUGUAUGUUAAAUAUUUAAAAAAACCCAGCA
Messenger RNA from Schistosoma guineensis, 2582 nucleotides. NCBI's taxonomy places the organism in Eukaryota, Metazoa, Platyhelminthes, Trematoda, Strigeidida, Schistosomatidae. The record is from the annotation of a GenBank genome assembly.